AGAGCGACUACUCCGUAGUUGAAACGAAGCCAGCCCAGCAGAACUCGCAACAAUGGCGAAAUCAAAAGCCGUGACCAAGAAGGAGACGACGGUGUCGAAGAAGGAACAUCCCGCCUCAGCAGCAGCAGCACCGCUUACAACCAAAGUCGCAAAUGGCUCGCCCUACCAGCUGGAUCCCGCACAGGUCGAGCGCGCAGCCACGGCGCUCAUCAAGAAUAUGAAGCAGCAUGCGCAGGAGAAGCAGGAGAUAGAGGGCAAGAAGAACCUCCUUGCGGAUGACGAGGAGGAGGCUGAGCAGACCGAUGUUCCCAUCUUCCUCACGCUUGCAACAAAGCAGCACAUCAAGGAAGAGACGAGACUCAAGCCGAGCAAGAUCGCCCUCCCUCACUCCAUACAGCCCGCCGACGUGCGCAUAUGUCUCAUGACGGCCGACCCCCAGCGCCAAUUCAAGGACCUCGUCGCCCACGACUCCUUCCCCGCAGACCUGCGCGCCAAAAUCGGCCGCGUCAUCGGCGUCGAGAAACUCAAGAAGAAGUACAAGACGUACGAGACGAGGCGCCAGCUCCUCGCCGAAUACGACCUGUUCCUCGCAGACGACCGCAUCAUCUCCGAGCUCCCGCACGUGCUGGGAAAGACGUUCAACGCGAACAAGAGUAAGCGGCCGAUUCCCGUCGGUCUGACCAUGCAGCUGCCCAAGGAUAAGGACGGCAAGAGGAAGCGCGUGGUCCGCUCGCCAGACGCCAUCGCGAAGGAGAUCGAAUCGGCCCUCCACUCGACGUACGUGCAUCUUAGCCCGACCGCCACGACGGCCAUCCGCGUCGGCAAGCUGUCGCAACAACCCCAGCAAAUCGUCGAGAACAUCGAGGCUGUUGUCGCCGCUCUCACCGGAAAAUUCGUGCCCCGUGGCUGGCGGAACGUGCGCGCCUUGCACAUCAAGGGCCCCACGACCGUCGCUCUGCCCAUCUGGCUCGCCGACGAACUCUGGGCCGACGAAGCCCAGGUACUCGAGGAGCCGUGGAAACCCGCGAUCAAGGACGCGUCAGCGUCCAAGACGUCGGAGAAGAAGCGGAAGUGGGAGGAGUGGGAGAAGGAGAUUCUCGACGACGAGGAGCUUGCUGAGCGGAGGGAGAGGAGGAGAAGAGAGAAGAAGAGGAAGAGCAAGGAGGAGGGGGAUGCGGCGAAGGUGGUGGCGUCGAUUUCCAAGGAGAGGAGGAAGAAGCUGAAGCAGCAGGCGCUGGAGUCGAUCAAGACGCCGCUGAUCGCGGGGUGAGGGGCUGGCUGCUGUCGAGCAUAGCAUGGCGUUUGAAGGGAUAUAGGAUGGCGUUGGGGCGUAUACCAUUCAGUCCAUAUAGCAGGCAGGGCAUUGGGGAAUGAAAAGGCCAAGGCUGUUUUGCAGGUCAUGAU
Messenger RNA from Westerdykella ornata, 1404 nucleotides. RefSeq names its product ribosomal protein L1. Gene Ontology annotation, cellular component: 90S preribosome. NCBI's taxonomy places the organism in Eukaryota, Fungi, Ascomycota, Dothideomycetes, Pleosporales, Sporormiaceae. The record is from RefSeq and is a predicted model, not a curated record. Bases 53 to 1270 code for a protein of 405 amino acids. The transcript is spliced from 2 exons.